AUGAAUUCAGACCGCAGUUGGAUGUAUAUUGGGAGACUGGUCAGAGGAUUGUUGACUGAAGGGUACAUCAGUAACGUUAGGGAGUUUUUGAACUUUGCUUUGCAACACCCCGAGUGUAUGAGUGGGGCUCAGAUUAAAUGCCCUUGCCCUAAACCCAAAUGUCGGAACACUGCUUUCCGAACUGUUGACGAAGUAGAGUUUCAUCUCUAUACAGACGGGUUUGUGAGUAAUUACCACGUUUGGGCUCACCAUGGUGAGGAAAAUAGGAGGGUUGAGGUGCCUAUUAAUGUUCUGCAAGCGGACAACAUGUGGGAGCAUAGAAAUGAAGACGAGGGUUGUAGUUCAUUCCAGAGAAUGGUUACUGAUGCUGGUGGUCCCGAAGUAUGGACAGAAGAGCCUCCAAAUGCAGAAGCUGAGAAGUUUUAUGAUAUGAUGCGUGCGGCCGAAGAACCCAUAUGGCCUGUGAAUGACAAGCACUCCGCUUUGUCUGCAGCCGUAAAUUUUUUAGAAUUCAAGUGCCGAUUUCAAGCGUCUGACGGCCUGAUGAAUGAAAUGAGCGAGUUUGUACAUCAGCUUUUGCCUAAGGACAACAAGUUAGCGAAAAAUUCGUACAACAUUAAAAAGCUAGUCGGAGGGCUUGGGCUUCCAGUGGAGGUGAUUGACUGCUGUAAAAAUAUGUGUAUGAUAUACUGGGGUGGUGAUGCGGGUUUGACUGUGUGUAAAGUAUGCGGGCAUGACAUGUGGAAACCAGCUACUGCGGGUAGUUCAAAAGGAAGAAAGACGAAUAGGUUGUACGCUUCUAGGGCAACAGCUAAACAUAUGAGGUGGCAUGCUGAGCACGAGAUAGAGAAUGGUGUGAUGAAUCAUUCGUCUGACUCGCCAGCUUGGAAACACUUUUCAGAGUUACACCAAGAUUUUGCAGCCGAAAUUAGAAAUAUCAGACUGGGGUUGUGUACGGAUGAGUUUCAACCAUUUGGUGCAUUUGGGCAACAAUACUCGUCAUGGCCGGUAAUUGUGACUCCGUAUAACUUGCCUCCUGGCAUGGCUAUGAAAGACGAGUUCAUGUUUCUAACGGUUCUUGAACUGAACCAUUUGUGGAAAUUUGGGACGCGGACAUACGACAUUCAUAGGCGGCAAAAUUUUCAAUUGAAAGCCGCUCUUAUGUGGACGAUCAAUGAUUUUCCGGCUUAUUCAAUGCUGUCUGGAUGGAGCACAUCGGGUAAACGGGCAUGUCCUCACUAUAUGGAAGAAACUGAUGCAAUUACUCUUCCGAAGAGUGGUAAACAAUCGUGGUUUGAUUUCCACAGAAAGUUCUUACCACCUGAACAUUCGUACCGUAAUAACACUACGGAUUUUAAAAAGGGCUACAAAGAAAGAAAAUCAUUCAGGGGAUACAGAACUGGAGAGGAAAUUGAACAAGAUAUUGACAGCCUUGGUUUUAAAAAUGCAUACGAGUUUGGAGCUCGGGAUACGAAUGCGCAGAAAUUCAAUAAUCAUGGGUGGCAUAAGAAAAGCAUAUUUUGGGAUUUGUCGUAUUGGAAAACGAAUAUGAUUCUGCUUAAUGUUCUCGGGAAGACCAAAGACCAUGCUAAGUCCAGAGAAGAGUUGAAUGAUAUUUUUAAUCGUACAGACUUGGCAUUUAAUCCAUCAACCGGGCAAUAUCCUAAGGCAAUAUAUGCUUUAGACAAAAACGCAAAACAAGCUCUACUGGAAUGGGUUAAAGAGUUGAAGUUCCCUCGAACUUGGCGUCUCUUGCCAAUUGCUUUUCGAGAAUUUCUUCAUCCGUCCGUGUGGGAACCUAUUACAGAGUUGAGCAUCUUCUUUAAAGACCUGACUUGCACAACGCUUAAAGAGGACAACCUAAUUAAGAUGGAGAAAGACAUUGCGAAAAUAUUGUGCAAGUUGGAACGUAUCUUUCCGCCCAGCUUUUUUGAUUCAAUGGAACAUCUUCCUAUACACCUACCCAACGAAGCGAAGCUGGCAGGCCCUGUGCAAUAUCGGUGGAUGUAUCCCUUUGAAAGAUAUCUGAGAAAGUUGAAACGGAAAGUGACCAACAAAGCUAAAGUGGAAGGUAGCAUUUCCAUCGGAUAUUUGUACGAAGAAAUAGCCAAAUUUGCGUCAUUUUACUUUAAUGACGGUGAUCCGACGCUGCCUGACCGGCUGCAACGAAAUGAGACACGUGAUGAUGUCGUGGAUGAUGAUGUAGACCGGCCAUCAAUCUUCAAAUCGAAUGGCCGACCUAUAGGUGCUUCUAAAAAACGAAGUUUGGAGGAGGACGAAUACACCGCCGCCCAUAGUUACAUUCUCUUGAACUGUCCUGAAAUCGAGCAUUACAAGGAUUUGUAUGUUUACGAGUUGUACGAAAUCAUUCCCGGAAUCACCCAAGUUCAAGUAGAAGUGAAUCUUGAGACUGAAUUUGCCUCGUGGUUUGAACGAUAUGCUUAUGGGGAGAAUCAAUUAACCAUGAAUAGUGGAGUUUGCGUUAAAGGAUCACUCUACGCUCCAACGGAAAGUGAUUUUUACGGCAUAUUAACAGAUGUUCUUGAGUUGGAGUACUCGUCUCUGCCAAUUAAGAGGAUUGUCUUGUUCAAGUUUAACUGGUUCGAUCCGACUGAUAGAGUGGUUUUGUUGUUGAUAUGUGCUAUUUUGUACAAUUUGAAGUUUGUAGGAUUUCCCUUAAAAAUGGGUGAUGAGCGUUUUGAGCAGGAGAUGCUGGCCGCUACGCAGACAGCCGAGGGCAGUACAACAUCUACCCCAGUAGAUCCGGACGAAGUUUAUCUUGCUGUUGAGGGGGUGAGGAAGCGGCGUAUCUACGGAUUAGGCUCAGUUGGUUUUGAGUACGUUGCCUCGCAUCGGGGUACUUCUAGUAGACGAGCCGGCAGCUCCUCUCAGACCGUGUCGCUAGCCGCCGAUGCGAGGUUCCUUACUGAUCUCAUCGUUCAGUUCGCGGAUACGAUCCGUGAUCAGCGGGCCCCGGGAGAUGUGCUACCCACUCCUCCACCACCACCUCCACCGCCUCCACCGGCUACUGAUGACGUUGUCCCAGAUGACGACGUCACAGAUUUGUACAUACAAGAUCAAAAUAUAUUUAUUUUAGGAAAUUUUACUUGCUUUUCUUUGAUACUUGCUUUUCUUUGUUUUUGCCUUGGUGUAGCUCAUACUUCUGUGUCGGAAGGAUUUGUCCCCUCAAAAGAAACAUUAAAGAAGGUCAGAAGGCGCUGUGUUCGUGAGAUGGAUUAUGACAGUAAUGAUCGUGUGGAAUCCUUGGCUAAAAAGUUUGAAAUUCGAAUGGGAGCAUAG
Messenger RNA from Mercurialis annua (annual mercury), 3300 nucleotides. RefSeq lists its product as uncharacterized. The transcript has 12 exons. The record is from RefSeq and is a predicted model, not a curated record. NCBI's taxonomy places the organism in Eukaryota, Viridiplantae, Streptophyta, Magnoliopsida, Malpighiales, Euphorbiaceae. Bases 1 to 3300 code for a protein of 1099 amino acids.